Sipha flava (yellow sugarcane aphid) is the source of this 1253-nucleotide messenger RNA. Its product is annotated as cathepsin B-like cysteine proteinase 4. Gene Ontology annotation, molecular function: cysteine-type endopeptidase activity. Gene Ontology annotation, biological process: regulation of catalytic activity. The record is from RefSeq and is a predicted model, not a curated record. Bases 96 to 1154 code for a protein of 352 amino acids. NCBI's taxonomy places the organism in Eukaryota, Metazoa, Arthropoda, Insecta, Hemiptera, Aphididae. Gene Ontology annotation, cellular component: lysosome. The transcript has 6 exons.
UUUGUCAUUAAUUUAAUCAUUCAUCGUUGUACCUGCUUAUUGUAGGUUGCAUCUUUGAACAUUAAUAUCUUCUGAUAUAUUUCAAUUUAAAAACAAUGACUACGGUUAGUGUAAUAUUUUUAUUGUCAGUGAUUUUUUUUAGAGUCCAUGCAACAGAAAAGGCAUACUUCUUACAAGAAGAUUUCAUUGACCAAAUCAACGAAGUCGCUACAACAUGGAAGGCCGGUGUCAACUUCGAUCCAAACACACCAGUGGAGCAUAUGUUGAGACUUUUGGGAUCGAAAGGUGUGCAAAAAAAUAAAACCCUUAGUCCAGAAAUGUACAAAACACACGACGUCGCUUACAAAAACAUGCAACAUCCUCCCCAUCAUCCUCCGAUCCCGCCGAAUUUCGAUGCGAGGCGACAUUGGCGUAAAUGUGACAGCUUGAUCGGAGAAGUCCGUGACCAAGGCAAUUGUGGAUCGUGUUGGGCGAUGUCUACGAGUUCAGCGUUCGCUGAUCGUUUGUGCAUAGCCACCGAUGGACAAUUCAAUGAACUACUAUCCGCAGAAGAACUGACGUUUUGCUGUCAUCUAUGCGGUUUCGGUUGCAAAGGGGGUUGGCCGAUUAAAGCUUGGGAGUAUUUCAGAAAACAUGGUAUAGUUACCGGAGGAGAUUAUCAAUCUUACGAAGGCUGCCAACCAUACAGAAUCCCUCCGUGCCCUUAUGAUCAAUCGGGCAACAACACGUGCAGUGGUAAACCAAUGGAAAAAAAUCAUAGAUGUACAAGGAUGUGUUAUGGAGAUAAAUAUAUUGAUUUCAAAAAAGAUCAUAGAUUCACUCGAGAUGCCUAUUAUCUAACAUAUAAUACAAUCCAGUUCGACGUAAUGACUUAUGGGCCCAUUGAAGCGUCGUUUGAUGUCUACGACGAUUUUUUCAGCUAUAAGUCAGGAGUAUACGUCAAAUCAGAUAAUGCGACACUCUUAGGUGGCCAUUCGGUUAAAUUAAUUGGAUGGGGUGAGGAAUUCGGAGUUCCAUAUUGGUUGAUGGUUAAUUCGUGGAAUGAAGAAUGGGGAGACCGUGGAUUUUUCAAAAUUCGCCGAGGCACAAACGAAUGCGAAGUCGAUAAUUCAAUGACAGGAGGUAUUCCAGUGGUCCACAAUGAUUCAGUUUAAAAAAUAAAUAAAAAUGUAAUCUAUUUGUUAAUUUAAUAUUUAUUAAAUAAAUGUUUAGUAGUGUCGAUGUUUAUCGAUUAACUCAUGUUAGUGUGAAAU